ACAAAUUUCAAGGUGUAUGAUGAAUGAAAGGGAUCAGUAAUGUAAAGCAAUUUUGUGGCCAUCCCAAUGGGUGCUCAUUUGCUAAAUUUUCCACUGCUGGAUCAUCUUUUAUUUUGAUUGGAAGUGAUGAUGAGUCUUCAAAGCUGUUAUCCAUUGACCAUGAGGAAUUGAAAGAGGCAUGCAGUUUUCACGAUCACAGGGGUUACAUCAAUCAUGGCGAUUUCAGUUAUGAUGGAAAAAAGUUUGCCACAUGCUCCAAUGACAAAACUGCAAUAGUGUACUCUCUUGAAACUGGUAAGGCAGUCAGCCAGAUCACACAUCACAACUUUGGAGUGAGCUGGUGCACCUUCUCGCCAGACAGUGCAGUUUUGUGCACAUGCAGCUGGGAUAAUAGCAUUGCUCUUUCUUGUGCUGAAACUGGACGAUUUGUUGGAAAUUUACUGGGCCACAGAAACCCUGUCACUUCAGCUGAUUUCAGCAUCUCUGGCCAGUUGGCUACCUCCUCGUGGGAUAAGAUGAUACGAAUCUGGGACAUCAGCAAAGGAGUGUCAUGUCCUAUGUCGGGACACAUAGAUGUAGUGUGGGGUGUAGCUUACAGUCCCACUAACGCACACGUCUUAGCCUCCGUCAGUAGGGACAGUACCACUUCCAUUUGGGACACUAGAAUGGGAGGAAGGGUUGCGACACUGUCGGACGGAUCUGUUAAAAUGAACUGUGUCACUUUCUCCCCCAAUGGAGAGUAUCUGGUAUCUGCUGGUUCCAGAUCUAAUAUUACUCUCAGACACCCCUCAAAUCUAGGUCAACAACUCACACACACCAGUGGACACAGAGGGCGAAUAAACAGCGUUUCUUUUUCUCCCUGCAGCAGGUUCUUAGCCACUGCGGGAGAAGAUGGUCUGGUAAACAUAUGGGACACAACAAACCCAGUCAAAGACGAUGUGGAUGAUCUCUCAAACAUGCUAAACUACUCCGAUAUGAUGGGAAAGAACGCAGGCAGUGCAGCUAUGGGAUUGUGAGACUUGUGGAGUAUUAUGUAAUUGUUAAUAUGACGGUAUAAUAUGGGAUAAUCAGUGGAAUUCAGGUUGAACUUUUAGAAUUUAGAUGCUAGUAUAUUUAGUAUUUACUGCUAUAAGUUUUAUCAAGGGUACGUUGAUUUUAAGAAUGACAUUAUCGACAAUUAUUAUCAUUAUUAUAUAAUAGUAUUAUGCAUUCAAUUUACAUUGUUUACAGUAUCUUAUUUUUAUGAUAUUUUUUGUAUUCUUAAUAUUAAAACAAAGAUGGUUAACCUUAAUUUUUGUUUAUAUCGUGUUAUUAUGUAUCACUAAGUUAUAGUGUUGUUUUGGACGAUCAAAUAAGAUUAAUAAUAGCCAUAGUUUAAAAAUAAUAUGAUAUUAUGAAGCUGUUUUAUGUAACGAACUGGGUCUGUCAUUUCGACUUGAAGUUUAUGAAAUUCGAUAACAAUUUUACUAUAUUAUUUGGAUGUGACUUUAUAUCUUAUAGUUAUAUUUUAUGAAUUUCUAUUUUAUUGAGUGGUG
Molecule: messenger RNA, 1535 nt
Organism: Bolinopsis microptera
Lineage: Eukaryota; Metazoa; Ctenophora; Tentaculata; Lobata; Bolinopsidae
Exons: 6
Coding region: 24-1016 (330 amino acids)
Biological process (GO): transcription initiation at RNA polymerase II promoter
Cellular component (GO): transcription factor TFIID complex
Molecular function (GO): RNA polymerase II general transcription initiation factor activity; protein binding
Source: RefSeq, a predicted model, not a curated record